CUUUGGAAGGGCCAGUUUGAAAUCGAAUCGCGUUGUGUUCACUUCAAAUUUCACAAUGUUUUUUGUACUAUUUUUAUUAACGGCCGUCGCGCUGCUUUACGUCUAUCUCAAAUGGAAUUUCAGCUUCUGGGAUCGCAAAGGAUUUGUUUCCAUUCAAACGGCUAUUCCAUUUGGUGUCUUGGAUUCGGUUCGCAGGAAUAAACGAUCCUUCGGUCUGGCCAUCUAUGAUGCAUAUAAUGCCACGACUGAGCGAUUUGUGGGAAUAUAUCUGACACUGAGACCUGCGCUCCUGGUUCGCGAUGCUCAGCUGGCACAUGAUAUGCUUGUCAAGGACUUUGCCAGCUUCCACGAUCGUGGCAUUUACGUGGAUGAGGUGCAUGAUCCCAUGUCGGCGAGCAUCUUUGCCAUGGAGGGCAGCAAGUGGAGAGCAACUCGCACGAAGCUAACUCCUUCGUUCACCUCUGGCAAACUUAAGGGUAUGUUUCCCACUGCCGAAGAUUGCUCAGAAAAAUUGUUGGCUUAUUUGAAUAAAAAAUUGCCCGACUCCAGCGCUGGUGAAGUUGACAUGAAGAGCGUUAUGGCAAGCUAUGCUAUAGAUAUUGUUGCGUCGACUAUAUUUGGCUUGGAUGUCGAUAGUUUUACUGAUCCUAACAAUGAAUUCCGUCAAAUAAGCAAGGAGGUUAAUUCUCCCACAAUUAAGAAUAUUAUAAGAGGUGCAACCUCCUUCCUAUAUCCUGGUCUGGAGAAGAUUUUCAACCGUUUGGGCUCAGCAAUUGAUGGACAGGAACGUAUGCGUAAACUUGUACAUCGUACGAUCGCCUACAGAGAGGAAAACAAUAUUGUUCGUCGUGACUUGCUGCAACUUUUGUUGCAACUUCGCAAUACGGGCAAGGUGAACAAUGACGAUUCCGUCUGGUCGGCGGAAACAACUGCGGAGUCCCUCAAGAGCAUGUCUAAGGACAACAUCGCUGCACAGCUGUUUCUCUUCUUUGUGGCAGGAUAUGAAACAUCUGCAGCAACAGCAUCAUUCACUCUAUAUGAACUAGCGCAGAAUCCCGAUGUAUUGGCCAAACUGCGUGAAGACAUCAACCAAGCGCUCGAAAGGCACAACGGACAGCUGACCUACGAUUGCAUUCACGACAUGAAGUAUUUGGAACUCUGUGUUAUGGAAACUACUCGUAAAUAUCCUGGUUUGCCGCUGCUCAAUCGUAUUUGCACCAAGGACUAUCCACUGCCGGACAGCAAACUUGUCGUUAAGAAGGGCACACCCAUUAUCAUAUCCCUGCUGGGCAUUCAUCGGGAUAAAGAAUA
Drosophila sulfurigaster albostrigata is the source of this 1311-nucleotide messenger RNA. Its product is annotated as probable cytochrome P450 6d5. Lineage: Eukaryota; Metazoa; Arthropoda; Insecta; Diptera; Drosophilidae. The record is from RefSeq and is a predicted model, not a curated record. The transcript is spliced from 4 exons. The annotation marks the transcript as partial. Gene Ontology annotation, molecular function: iron ion binding; oxidoreductase activity, acting on paired donors, with incorporation or reduction of molecular oxygen; monooxygenase activity.